Molecule: messenger RNA, 753 nt
Organism: Ostrinia furnacalis (Asian corn borer)
Lineage: Eukaryota; Metazoa; Arthropoda; Insecta; Lepidoptera; Crambidae
Exons: 6
Coding region: 1-753 (250 amino acids)
Source: RefSeq, a predicted model, not a curated record
AUGGUGAAAUACUUCCAAGAAAACAGAGUACUGGCCAAAGCAAUCGUGGAGGCUCUACAGGACUCCAGAUUUGAGGAGGAACUGCUUUUUGACUUGAAGAAAGAAAACCAGGUCUACCUCAACCGCACCAUGUCUUUGGUCAUCAAGUAUAUUGUUAAGAGAGAAGUGGAUAACUAUAGGUCUCGACGAACUGAUGCCAUUAGCAGAAGAAUCUACUCGUCACUUAUUAUGAAACUUAUCGAUAUUGCAAAGGAUCUACCCCGCAACACGAGUGCCAGCAACCGCAUAGAGACAGCCCAUAGAUACUACACGUCGGUGGAGAGCCGAGACAUGCACGACCAGAUGGCCGACGUGCAGGUCUUCCACGCGUGCGCACGGCUGUACGACAUUAUGUUCACUGCACCACGGAUCCUAGCUCAAUUGGGGAAACUAGAUGACCUCACGCCCCGACUGCUUGUGAGAAAACUUAAAGCCAUGGAGAUUAAGCCAGUGCAUUUAGGAGUGGCUUUACUUAUUCAGUACUACCUCCGCAACACCGUCAACUUCGCGAUACGGUCCCGCACCAUCGAGGUUCUAGCCACCAAGCCCCAGGACGUGGGUCCCCAGGUCAUCGACAUGCUAAAGGCGCUAGCCGCUCGUCUGCUGCCCGUGGCCGAAUUACUGGAUGUCCACCUGGCGCACUCCAGUCCUGCCUUCAAGGACUCCUGCCCUAACACCUGGCUUGGUAUUGUCAACAAUAAACAACUGCGAUAG